AUGCUGCACCCGGCUGCUCGACUCCGGGCCAGACUUGGCAUUUCCUCCCGCAGGUGGUUCCACACAAAAAUCAGUGGAAUAGAAGUGGAGAAGUUGCUCUUUACCAGAGGAGUCCGUAGGAGAUUCCUGGCUCGGCCGAGCAAAACGAAUCCAGGGGACAUCACUUUGUCCAUCAGGAGGAAUGACGAGGCGACCCACAUCAAGAUCCAGAAUAUGGGGAACUACUACGAGCUCUAUGGUGAGAAGUUUGCCACUUUGCCUGAGCUGGUCCAGUAUUACACCCAACAGCAGCGUCUGCUGCGAGAGAAGAACAGCAAUAUCAUAGAGCUGAAAUCCCCCCUCAAUUGCCAUAAUCCUGCCUUGGAAAGGUGGUACAAUGGACACUUGACAGGCAAAGAAGCCAAGGGGCUCCUGACAUCCAAAGGCAAACCAGGGAGUUUCCUGGUCUGGGAGAGCCAAAGCAAAUGGGGGAACUUCACUUUGUCCGUCAGGAGGAAAGAAGAGGUGACCCACAUCAAGAUAUAG
Messenger RNA from Heteronotia binoei (common prickly gecko), 525 nucleotides. Its product is annotated as tyrosine-protein phosphatase non-receptor type 11-like. Bases 1 to 525 code for a protein of 174 amino acids. The record is from RefSeq and is a predicted model, not a curated record. Lineage: Eukaryota; Metazoa; Chordata; Lepidosauria; Squamata; Gekkonidae. The transcript has a single exon.